This is a messenger RNA of Dreissena polymorpha, 1552 nucleotides long. Its product is annotated as sarcoplasmic reticulum histidine-rich calcium-binding protein-like. The record is from RefSeq and is a predicted model, not a curated record. Lineage: Eukaryota; Metazoa; Mollusca; Bivalvia; Myida; Dreissenidae. Gene Ontology annotation, molecular function: calcium ion binding. The transcript is spliced from 5 exons. The coding region runs from base 52 to 474 and encodes 140 amino acids.
GCGACCCUUGACAGAUCUUUACUUGGGGACGCGAUACAGAAACGCCGAAACAUGUCACCAAAAGUUAUUUCAUUUGUUUGUCUUUUAAUUUGUGUGCUGUGCUUUCAGCACUGCUCGGCAACGGAAAAGACCGAAAAUGUCGAAGAAAAAAAGGAAGAAAAGGUUGAUGACAAAAAGCUGGAAUAUGCCAAAGGCUCGCUGUGCGGUUAUUGCGAAUAUUGUGCGUUCUGUAAGCUAUGUGAUGAGCAGUGUCCCUGCGAAUCAUCACCCAAGCAGCCCAACUGUCAUAUGUGCAAGUAUUGCAAGUUUUGCUACCUCUGCAAAGUUUGCGACUCAAUCUGUCAGCCAGGUGGCAUUAUUGAUACUGUUACAGCAGCAAUGGUUAACGCGCUCCCAAGUGUGAACAGGGACGAAGUGGACAAAGAUAUUGAGGGGGCAAAGUCUUGGAUCGAUGCAAAGAAAGAUGAGCUGUAGUUUCCAUGACACAACUAUCGAUCAUUGUGUGGACACAUGGCAAAAAAGGCAUCGAAAUUUAAGCUCACACAAUUUUCAGUUUUAUUGAAGUUAAAGGUUGAAUUCCAUAAUUAUUUUAUUAUAAAUAUUGGCUUUUCCUUAGUAUGCCGCAAUUUUCAUCCAACUUUGAAUAAGUUUUGAAUGCACAAUCAUAUCAUUGAUCAUUCUCUUAUACUUAUUGUGUAUAUAAUACAUUCCAGUGUUGCCAUUGUUAACUUAUAAGAAGAAUUUUGAUUGCAUAUCAAAUACAUGUUACAGUUUUCAUUUAUAUCCCAUUGAAUGCGUGUAAGCUUUUUAAAAUUGAAGUUCAAAUCAUACUUUGAUUUUCUAGGUUUAUUAUGAUUAAUAAAUGUGAACAAAAAUAAUACCUACUAAAAAUUGAUUAGUUUUGAAACAAUGGUUUUUACUUCGAAUACCUUAGUGAAGUGUAAUAUUACAGAUUCUUUAUGUGCGUGCAUGUUUUGCUGUGUGAUUGCAACUAACUCUCAUGUGUUGAAAUUCUCUCCUAUAUAUUUUGCGUACCCCGUAGUUGAUUUUACUUAUUCCACAUUUUAAGCAGACAUUUGAUGCCAGUGUUGUAUGAUGACAAUGAUAUUCAUGGUAAACGAUCAAAUUGUUAUUUUGAAUAUCCAAAUUUGGAUGUUGGUCAUGCUUUCAAAGAUGCAAUUAAAAAAGUGACAUUCACUUCUAUUUCAAGUGGAGAAGCAUGUUCAGAAAUAACAUUAGUAGUUAUAAUGGGAAGAGGAAUCAUUGAGACUUCUUUGACGUUAUAAGAAAACUUAUCUGUAUAUUGCCAUCAUUUUAAAUGUUUUUGCAACAUAAAUUUACCAUUACCAAGUGAAGUAGUUUAUGUGAAUCAAUACAAAAGUAUUACAUUGUCUGUAUGUUGUUAUGUAUUUAGUUGGAAUGUUUUGAAAAGUUCAUGUUUGUUUACAUUGUGUUUUAAUAUUAAUGAGUAUUUCUUCUUUUCACGAGUGAACAAAGUCUACUAUUUUGUAUGUUUGUAGAGUGUUUACUAAUAAAAUUACAUAUUAGUGGA